Molecule: messenger RNA, 576 nt
Organism: Epinephelus moara (kelp grouper)
Lineage: Eukaryota; Metazoa; Chordata; Actinopteri; Perciformes; Serranidae
Gene: myl4
Product: myosin, light chain 4, alkali; atrial, embryonic
Exons: 7
Coding region: 19-576 (185 amino acids)
Cellular component (GO): myosin II complex
Molecular function (GO): calcium ion binding
Source: RefSeq, a predicted model, not a curated record
AUUGUCCAUCUGUCCACCAUGUCCCCCAAGAAACCAGAACCAAAGAAAGAUGCAGUGAAAAUGUUGCCAGAACCAGAAACAGCUAAAGAACUGGACUUUGAUCCACACAGCAUCAAGAUUGAGUUCAGCUCCGAUCAGAUUGAAGAGUUUAAAGAAGCAUUUCAGCUGUUUGACCGAACUGAAGAUAAUCAGAUGAAGAUAUCGUUUUCUCAAUGUGGAGACGUGAUGAGAGCUCUUGGACAAAAUCCAACCAAUGCAGAAGUCCUUCGAGUGCUGGGACGACCCAAACCUGAGGAAAUGGACAGUAAACUGAUGGACUUUGAGACUUUCCUGCCGAUGCUGCAACAUGUCGCUCAGUCAAAAGACAAAGGGACGUACGAGGAUUUUGUGGAAGGCCUCCGAGUUUUUGAUAAAGAAGGAAAUGGGACAGUGAUGGGUGCUGAGCUCAGACACGUCCUGGUCACUCUGGGGGAGAGGAUGGCAGAGGGAGACAUGGACAAGCUGCUGGCAGGACAGGAAGAUGCUAAUGGAUGUAUUAACUAUGAAGCUUUUGUGAAGCACAUCAUGGCUGGUUGA